Messenger RNA from Centruroides sculpturatus (bark scorpion), 5459 nucleotides. RefSeq names its product integrator complex subunit 5-like (gene omd). The record is from RefSeq and is a predicted model, not a curated record. The coding region runs from base 97 to 2883 and encodes 928 amino acids. Lineage: Eukaryota; Metazoa; Arthropoda; Arachnida; Scorpiones; Buthidae. Gene Ontology annotation, cellular component: integrator complex. Gene Ontology annotation, biological process: snRNA 3'-end processing. The transcript has 4 exons.
UGGCGAACGAAAAUACGAUCGGUCCACCAUUUGUUUAUUGUAGUAUCACGUGUGUUUUGUUAAUGUUUUAAAAUUCAUGGAUUGAAGUAAAUAGAGAUGGCUCUAUUGAAUCCUGAACCUGGCAAAGAACAUUUGAACGCCCAGAAGGAUGUGGUCCUUCAGGAAUUAAGGACUUUUUUGAAUGGUGCCACUCAUUCGGCUAAAGUUCGUAAUGUUGAUGUGGCUCGAUCUGCUAUUUAUUUACUUAAAACUCUACCGGCGGCUCGAGAUGCCGUAUUGGAACAUAUGUAUAACCUGUUUGACGAGACUGUCAACAGUUACGUGUUAAAGUAUGAACUGGAGGAUCGUUUAGUAGAUUCUUUAGCAGAUGAUGAUGUAGUGGAAGAGAUACACGGAGUUUUGUCUCAGUUUAUUAGUAAUGGACCGGAUUAUUGGGCUUCUAUCAUAUCUUCUUGGGCCUUAGACCUUUUAGGUUAUUUGAGUAGUAAAUAUGCAGAUAAAUGUGUAGCGCAACAUGCUUCCAACUUACCUAAAGUGCUACAAUUUUGGAUGGCUUGUAAGCCCACCAGAGUUCUUAUUGAGAUGACUACCCAGUGUUUGUCUACUGUCAUUGGCAGCAAUCCGGAUAUGUGUAUUGAUGCGUUGUUGGAAACUUCGGUGCAACAUUCUCCUCAUUUUGAUUGGGUAGUUGCACAUAUCGGUUCGUGUUUUCCUACUACUGUCGUAACUAGAGUUCUUGCUUGUGGUCUAAAAGCAUUUUGCCUACCUCAGGAUGCUGUUGAUGAUUCUUCUGGUUCUGGAAAACAUGUUUCAAAGAUAGCAUCUGUUGUUGGAAUCUUGGGCCAUCUAGCUGCACAUCACAGCGAUGAUAUCAGAAAGGCUCUUCUCUCAUUAUUUCAUGAAAGUUUUUCUGACAAUCCUACUAAAGAACAACUUGCUACGGUUCCAUUUUUAUUGCAUCUGGCAUCAAUGUCAGAAAUGCUGUCACAUGUUAUUACUUCAGAAUUUGUAACAGUGGUAACACCAGAAUUGCUACAGAAAUUAUCUUUGCAAGUUAAUCAAUGGAAAUCCUCUCAAAUUCCUGGCACAGGAGGACUAAUACAAUUAAUCUUACAUUUGCUAUUAAAAAGUAAUGAAGGAAGUAAAGUAAUUAAAUGUUUGUUGAAAAUAGUUACCACUAUGGAUUCCAGCAAUCCUAUUAAUAAAACAAUUCAAGAUGCUGCAGGAUGGAUCUUGGAUUCCAUACUUCUAGAGAUUCAACAUAGAGUUCAUGCUGAUUGUUCAGACAUCCCAAUACUUCAGUCAUUUAAAAUACAUAUUUCAGAUUUUAGCAGUUGUUUGAAAGAAAAUUCAGGAUGCACUGCCAACUGGAUUUUAAACAUAUUAAAAUUUGUAUGCAUUCAUGGAGGGGAUAAAACUAGUAUUGAUAUUUUGGGUCAUCUUUUGUGUACAAUUUCUGAAGUAACUUAUAUCAAACAACUUUUAGCACAUGUGGAAUUAACGCAUCCUCAGGUAUUAUACAUAACAGUUUCUAACCAGAUGGCUGAGUUAAAAUGUUCUCGAAUAAAAGAACCUGUUCAAUUAAUUAAGAAUUUCAUUAAUUUGAUUAAAUUAGAAGAAGGAAGUAAACAAAUCAUUGAGGCAAUUCAACCAAGUAUGGAAAUUUUAGCUGGGCAGGUGAUGUCUGUUGAUUGUGAAUAUGCUGAUGUUGUAAUUGAAUUACUUUCAUUAACAGUGGUUCCUGAAAGUAUGAAUAUGUCUUCUUUACUUAGAGUGAGUUUUUCUGUGGUAGGCUACUUUUUUAAACUACUGUCAAAACAAGAUAUUGAUAGAAAGUUAAUAAUGCUUCAAAUAUGCCAAAAUUUGCUAACUAAUUUAUGUCAACAAACAGCUACUCAAAACAUGAUCUUGAGGACUUUAUUAGAAACUGCUUUAGAUGAUAACAAUACAUUAUUUGCUUCAAAAUGCUUUCCAAAUUUGAAAGACAAAAAAUCAACAUGGGAAUGUUCUCUUCUUGCUGAGAAUAGACAAUAUAGUACUUCAAUCACUCUACCACAAAAUCAUUCUUCUGUUUUUCAUACUGGUAUUAUUGGUUAUGGAUUAAGGCCAACAUCAAAAUUGAAUGCAGCUUCUAGAAAUGAAACUGUUCUUAACAGACAAGUCCUUCUGAAUACAAUUCAAGCUUGCUGCAUUCCAUCAUGGAGAUUUCCAUUAGACAAAGUUUCUAAUAGAGUGACUGGACCUGAUAUGAAAACAGUUGCCUUAUUAUUAGUAGAACUUGUAUCUCCAGAUGUGAUGUUCAAUGGACUUCCUUGGCCUGAUGAAGAUUUUCUUAAGGUAACAAUCGAAAGGGAUUUACAUAUUAAGCGAAAAUUUGAUGAACAUCCGGUUUUAUGGGAUCUUCUGUUUCUCAUAGCCUCAGCUCAUCCUUCUCUCUGUUAUUGCAGUGUUCUCCUUCGAGCAAUAAUGGCCGUGUUGAUCACACACUGGGGAAGUUGCCAAGAGAAAAAAACAAGUAACAGUCCAAAACAAUUAGAAAUUACUCAAAGAUUAAUAGAUGUUAUGGCAAUAGGACAAAUACUUCCACCUCCUCUAGCUUACAUUGGUGAAAUUCUUCAAUCAAUUACACCAUUUGAAAUGUUUUGUUUAUUAUCAGAUAUCUGGCAAUAUAUGAAGGAUAAUGUGCCUAGUCCAGCUCUAUUUACACUUACUAAAAAUGGAAGAAUGUGGAGAGAUUUUUCUCAAAAUGUUAGUGAAAUGAAAUCAGAGUCAAAAAUUAAACUUAUUUGUGAGAAGAAAUAUACAGACAGACUCAGAUUUAUAAUGCAAGCCAAUAUUGAAAAGUUUGGGAGCAUUUAUCCAAAAUUUUUUCCUUCAGAAUGAAUUCAAAUCAGAAAAAAUUGAUUGUAUACCAAUUGCUAUUUAGUAAUAAUAAAUAUCAACGUUUAAUUAUAACCUUUAUUAUAAAGCUAUUUGUCAUUAUUAUAAUAUUAAUUUUUUUUUAUAAUUCUUAGAAGAUGAUAAUUUUUGAAGCAGUUCCUCUCUUGAAUUUGACAUACCAUUUCUUGUCUAUUGAUUUAGAAUUUUUAUAUGUAUUACAUUCAAUGCCAGAUUGCUCACUAUAAAUGUGAGACAUUAACCUAAGGACCCUGAAAUUCGAAAAUAAAACAAUUUUACCAUUGCAAUUGUAUAUCAUAAUUGUAAAUAACUCUAUAUGAAAUAAUGUAAAAACAUAGUAUGGAGUUCACGCCAACACACUUACUUGACAGAAAAAGACUAAGUCAACAAAAGAUUGUGUUAAAAAACUUUUUUAAUUCCUUUGCUAGCGCUUUCGAAAUUAGUAUAAAUAUUGUUGUCAGGCAAAUGAAAUGGAAGACUUUUUCCGAACAAAACAUUUGAAGUACAGUACAGAAUUAGAACAUAAAUCAAACUGAAUGCAAACUUUUUUCUAUGAAGUUUGUAUUCAGUUCUCUUCUCACAAAGUUAAUCAGAAACAAACACAAGGGUUUAGUGGAGGUUGAGCUUAAGUUAUAUGUAGCCCAUCUACACUUUGCCAAAUUCUAUGAUUCGGUGUCUCUCCAUGAUCAGCUUGGAAAACUGCACAGUAUUGCCUCGGGUUUGGCAUGAGCAAUAAAGAUAAAACUGAACAAGAAAUUCCAGUGACUCCUUCAAUCUACAUGAAAACAACGCAACAAGGUAUUGCUGGUUCCCUUCUACAAUUAUACAGGGAAAUGUUUUCCUUCCAAAAUUUGUUGUAUGUUACAACAGUAAGUUCAUCCCCCCUCCUCAUGGUUCAGGCAUCUUGGAGUUAGUUCCAGUGUCCCUGGUGACACUCAGGAACUGUCAAGCAGGGUCCAAGUACCCACAAAUGGAACUCUCAGUUAUCUUGACACUAGCCACUGUGAAACAACCUGCCAUCAUUUGCCAAAAAUCAAACGAGCGGCCAAACUAUGAACUGUUACUUGUCCGCUGCCAAUACGAAGCUCAUAAUUUCAGACAAGGAUAAAAAGCUCAUGCUAUGCGAGGAAGAGGACUUUCUUCACAGAGCUGCCGAAUUCCUGGAAUUCCAAUCUCAUGCUGUGAUUCUAUGAGAGGAUCUAAUGCCAGCUGUUUUAAGGAAGACAAGAAAAAUAGUGUCUCUUUCAGGGUGCUUGGAACCUCCCUCCUAUGUUACUUGCCCCAGGCUAUUCCUUGAGGCUAAGACACAAAACAGGCUGGCCCUUGAGGCUGCUGGUUAAUAAGAGGUCCCACCCCACCUACCACCUAGUAAAAGCCUUGCCAAGCUGUUUGGUGGGCUUCUUCCUUCUUUCCCUUAUGCAAGGAAGAAGCCCACCAUCCAUCAAGGCUAAGGUGACAAUAACUGCAACCCUUGGUACUUUGUCCCCAAGUGCUUACAACCCAUAUAAAAUGGACAUCGUCGCAUUAUAUCCUUCUGUGCCUCACUUUGAUGCAGUCAUGCACACUAACUCGUUACUCAUCAAAGGUUUUACUGCACAACAAGUUCUUGAGAUGUAUGAGGCUUUGCUCUUUAUCAUGGAGAUAAUUACUUCUGUUUUAAUGAGAAGAUAUACCUUCAAAAACAGGGUGUCCCAAUGGGUUUGCCAUUGUCUCCUGUCCUAGCAGAAUUAAUUACGGGAAACAUCAAACACAGAGUUUUUGACUUCCCACUUUUCAUAGCUUACCUAGUGUUAUAUCUGAGGUAUGUAGAUGACAUCCUGUUAGCAUGGCAUGACACAGAGGAUGCAUUUCUAGCAUUAGAAUCAUGUCUCACUACUGUAUACUCCAUGAAUUUCACAAUUUGGGAAAAAUCUCGUUUUUAGAUCUAGACAUCUCCAGGUCACAGGAGGGCUUGGUUUUAUCUGUUUUCCACAAAUUUGGCAGUAUUCCUCCUGUAAUCCUUGCCACAGCAUUCCAACCUCUGCAAUAUGUCAAUGUAGCCAUAGCUCCCCUUAUUAGAAAGGUAUUCCUAAUACUUUCUAAUCAAUCUAUUACCAAUAUCAAACUUGAUUCCAUCUGGUCAGCAUUAUGUGCAGCAGGCCAACUAUUGCCAAAUACAACCAUAUCCUAAAGAGGGUCAAAAGGUCACUCUUCCCCACUACCAGCUUGCAGAACCCAAAGGAAUGAACUCUAGUCCAUCCUUCUCUACCGUAUUGUGGGCAACUGUCAGCCUGUAUAUCCCGUAUCUUCACACAAAAUUCCCUGUAUUUACCUAUCUCACCAUGCCCUACUUUAUAGAGACUUUUAUGCAAUGAUAGAGAUGCACUUUCUCACUGGGAAAAGUCAGGUGUAUAUUCAGUUCCGUUAGAAAAUACAACUGGAACACACACCUGCUACAUAGGGGCUACCACCAGAAUGCUGUUCUCUCAAUUAGCAGAACACCAGCAUUCCAUGGCACAGGGAAGGUGUGACACUGAAUUGUCCAAAAUGGUCGUACAACAUAGCUAUACUCCACUUUGGGA